AUGGAAGCGCGGCGAGGACCGGGACCCGGACCGGGACAGGGGCUGGCGUUGCCGUUUCUGCUCCUGCUGACGGCGGCGGUGGCGCGGGCGGGGGACGCGCGGCAGGAGGCGGCGGUGCGGGCGCUGGCGCGGCGCCUGCUCGGCCCGCGGGCCGCCGCCGUGUCGCUGUCGGUGGAGCCGGCGCUGGCGGCGGGCGGGCCCGACGCGUACCGGCUGUGGUCGCCGCCCGGCGCCGCCGUGGCCGUGGCCGUGACGGGCUCCAGCGGCGUGGCGGCGGCCGCCGGCCUCUACCGCUACCUGCGCGACUUCUGCGGCUGCCACCUGUCCUGGUCCGGGGCGCAGCUCCGCCUGCCCGACCCGCUGCCGCGGCUGCGGGCCGAGAUCCGCGCCGCCGCCCCCGGCAGGUACCGCUACUACCAGAACGUGUGCGCCCAGAGCUACUCCUUCGCCUGGUGGGACUGGGCGCGCUGGGAGCGGGAGAUCGAUUGGAUGGCGCUGAGCGGCAUCAACCUGGCGCCGGCCUUCGCUGGGCAGGAGGCGGUGUGGCAGCGGGUUUACCGCAACCUCGGGCUGAACCAGUCGGAGAUCGACAAGUACUUCACAGGCCCCGCGUUCCUGGCCUGGAACAGGAUGGGGAACCUCCGCCGCUGGGCUGGACCGCUGCCGCCCGCCUGGCACCUCAAGCAGCUCUACCUGCAGUACCGGAUCGUGGAGCGGAUGCGCUCGCUGGGGAUGACCACAGUGCUGCCAGCCUUCGCAGGCCAUGUGCCGCAGGGGAUCCUUCGGGUCUUCCCACGUGUGAAUGCCACUCGCCUGGGGGGCUGGAGCCACUUCGACUGCACCUACUCAUGUAUCUACCUGCUGGACCCGGAGGACCCCAUGUUCCAGGUGAUCGGGACCCUCUUCCUGAAGGAGCUGAUCAAGGAAUUUGGCACAGACCACGUCUAUAGUGCCGACACCUUCAAUGAGAUGACCCCCCUCUCCUCUGACCCUGCCUAUCUCUCGAGGGUCAGCAAUGCUGUCUUCAGGUCGAUGACAGGAGCUGACCCCGAGGCGCUGUGGCUGAUGCAGGGCUGGCUCUUCCAGCACCAGCCAGACUUCUGGCACCCGGCACAGGUGCGGGCCCUCCUGCACGGUGUGCCCCUCGGCAAGAUGAUUGUUCUUGACCUCUUUGCUGAGUCCAAACCUGUCUACCAGUGGACAGAGUCCUUCUACGGGCAACCCUUCAUCUGGUGCAUGCUGCACAACUUCGGGGGCAACCACGGCCUCUUUGGCACCGUGGAGGCCAUCAACCAUGGCCCCUUCAUGGCUCGGCGCUUCCCCAACUCCACCAUGGUGGGCACAGGGCUGGUGCCUGAGGGUAUCGAGCAGAACGACAUGGUGUACGAGCUGAUGAAUGAGCUGGGCUGGCGGCAGGAGCCCCUCGACCUCCCCAGCUGGGUGUCCCGCUAUGCUGAGCGCCGCUAUGGCUCCCCGAACGCUGCUGCAGCCGGCGCCUGGCGCCUGCUCCUCCGCAGCGUGUACAACUGCACCGGCGUCUGCGUCAACCACAACCGCAGCCCGCUGGUGCGCCGGCCCUCGCUGCACAUGGACACAGAGCUCUGGUACAACGCCAGCGAUGUGUACGAGGCCUGGCGCCUGCUGCUGAGCGCCAGCGCCGAGCUGGGCUCCAGCCCCCUCUUCCGCUAUGACCUGGUGGAUGUGACACGGCAGGCGGCCCAGCAGCUGGUGAGCAACUACUACCUGGACAUCCGCAGCGCCUUCCAGAGGCACGCGCUGCCAGAGCUGCUGACGGCCGGUGGCGUGCUGGUGUACGACCUGCUGCCCGAGCUGGACAGCCUCCUCUCCAGCCACAGCCUCUUCCUGCUCGGCCGCUGGCUGGAGGGUGCCCGUGCCAUGGCCACCAGUGACCGGGAGGCAGAGCAGUACGAGCUGAACGCCCGGAACCAGGUGACACUCUGGGGGCCCAGUGGGAACAUCCUGGACUAUGCCAACAAGCAGCUGGGGGGGCUGGUGCUGGACUACUAUGGAGUGCGCUGGAGCCUCUUCGUCUCUGUGCUGGUGGAAAGCCUCAACUCGGGCCGCCCCUUCCACCAGGACGAGUUCAACCAGGCUGUCUUCCAAGUCGAGAGAGGCUUCGUCUACAACAAGAAGCGCUACCCGGCUGUGCCAGCUGGGGACACACUGGAGAUCUCCAGGAAGCUGUUCCUCAAAUACUACCCCAGUGCCCUGUGGCGCAGCCGGGCUGGGCUGGCAUGACUUUGGACUGUGCCUCCGGGGCCUCCUACAGAAAGGGAGGGCAGAGCCCUCGUGCCCUCCUGGUCAAGGCUCCUGCAACUCCUGACCUGAUGGCUGCGUCCUGGCUGUACUGGAAGGGGGGCACAAAGCUCCAGUGGCACCCAGCCAGCCUGGACCCCUUGUUUCUCCUCUGUAGGCAGGAUGUGCCCUGAGGGGGGCUAGCAGAUGGAUGAGGGGCAGGCUGUGCCCCAGGGACACAUCCUGCACUGUGCUCUGUGCCCAGCCCUGCCUGUCUGCCCUGAGCCUAUCCCCUGGAAAGCUGGGCUGCCCCAGUGCUCCCAGUUGGAAGCUUGGGGGGAUUCUGCAGAGGGUCAGGACAGAUGUGUCCCUGCUGUGGGGCCCUGGCUGGCUUGCAGGGGCAGUGAUGGUGGAGAAGCAGACAGGCAGGUGGCAGUGGUGUGGGGACAGAGCAGCCCUGGACCCCAGUGCCUGCGGGGACCCAGUAUUGCACGGCCCUGCCCAUGUUUGGUGCCUUCUGUAUCAUAAAAGACUUAGUGGCAUUUCCUGCAGCAUUGCUGGGGCCGUGCUUCAUCGGGAUGGGGUUUUUGAGGCCUUUUCUCCAGCUGGAGCUCAGGUAGAGCCCGGCUGUGGAGCAAAUAAAGACUUUUUUCUCCUA
Messenger RNA from Chiroxiphia lanceolata (lance-tailed manakin), 2914 nucleotides. RefSeq names its product N-acetyl-alpha-glucosaminidase (gene NAGLU). The transcript has 6 exons. Lineage: Eukaryota; Metazoa; Chordata; Aves; Passeriformes; Pipridae. The record is from RefSeq and is a predicted model, not a curated record. Bases 1 to 2259 code for a protein of 752 amino acids.